AUGCUUCUCUCCUUGCAGCUGCUCAAUUCCUUCCCUUCCUUCAUGGGCUUCAUCCCUGGCCCUCAUCACCGGCUAAUACCCAACGCCAUGCAAGCCAAAGAUUUCAUUUUGGAGCAAGCCAAGGAGCACAGGGCUACCCUGGAACCCAACAACCCUCGGGAUUUCAUUGACUGCUUCUAUAUUAAAAUGGACCAGGAAAAACAUCACCACGCAUCUGAGUUCGACACUGAGAACCUAUUCAUCUCCACCCUUGACUUGUUUGCGGCAGGAACAGAAACGACCAGCACCACGCUCAGAUUUGGGUUCCUGAUCCUCCUGAAAUACCCAGAGAUAGAAGAGAAAGUGCACGAAGAAAUUGACCAGGUGGUUGGCCGUUCCCGAAGACCUUGCAUGGCUGACCGCGGACAGAUGCCUUACACGGACGCCGUCCUCCACGAGAUCCAGAGGUUCAUUUCUCUCGUCCCAUUGAGUAUACCCCAUGCGGUGGUCAAAGACACGCCAUUCAGACAAUACAUCAUCCCCAAGGGGACCACAGUAAUUCCUGAUCUGACCUCGGUGUUGCAUGACAGCAAGGAAUUCCCCAAUCCCACAAAGUUUGACCCACAGCAUUUCCUGAACAAAGAUGGGAGCUUCAGGAAGAGCGACUACUUCAUGCCCUUUUCGGCAGGGAAGCGGAUCUGUGCAGGAGAAGGCCUGGCCCGCAUGGAGCUCUUCUUGUUCUUCACCACCAUCCUCCAGAACUUCAAGCUGAAGCCCCUCAUGGACCCCAAGGAGAUCGACAUCACGCCCCUGAUGAGUGGAUUGACCCGUGUCCCCCAGACCUAUAAACUCUGUGCUGUGCCCCGCUGAAAAGGUCACCUCCGGACAGCAAGUGGACUGGCCAAGAUGUCGAUGGUCAGAGGAACCUGGCUUAGGUGUCUGCAAGGGGAGCGAAAGCAUUGAGUCCAGAAAGUCAGUCCGGUGCAAGGGGGAAAUGUGGGCUCUGAUAAAUCUGCAUUAAUCGCACACAAGCAUGGACUUUAAACUGCUUGAGCUUGUUUGAGAGCUCCAAUACGCUUGUAGUAUGUUUAAAUUAUUUGCUAUUGUUUCAAGCUUUAAAUUGUUUAGAACCGAUUUUAUUUGUGUGGCAUCCUGAAAUUUCAAGUAGUAUUCUGGAUGGCAGGUAUUUCAAUAAAUACAAUAAACAAUGUUGCUUUACAAGUGA
Molecule: messenger RNA, 1204 nt
Organism: Sceloporus undulatus (fence lizard)
Lineage: Eukaryota; Metazoa; Chordata; Lepidosauria; Squamata; Phrynosomatidae
Product: cytochrome P450 2C42-like
Exons: 5
Coding region: 1-849 (282 amino acids)
Biological process (GO): xenobiotic metabolic process
Cellular component (GO): intracellular membrane-bounded organelle; cytoplasm
Molecular function (GO): heme binding; iron ion binding; oxidoreductase activity, acting on paired donors, with incorporation or reduction of molecular oxygen, reduced flavin or flavoprotein as one donor, and incorporation of one atom of oxygen
Source: RefSeq, a predicted model, not a curated record